CAGCUUCCUGACUCGCCCGACAAGAGCAAAAUUCUGCCCAUGUCAGACAUAAGAUAGCACAUAUUAGGCAGAAUCUGAACUUCAACUAGAUGGGGGUGCGGAUUCGAGUGAAUGGGGGUAUUAAAUCCUUCAUCUUCCUCCCCACUUGCGGGUGUUACUUGCACAGUCUGCAGCUACAGUAUGUACGCAAUUCACCAAGAUCAACCAAGGGAGUGCACUGCGGAGAGAGCAACUUCAGUGAAACUGACAGUCUACUUUGGUUAGUGAAGCUGAAGAAUUCUUGUCAUGGCCAGAUGAAAGAUGAACGUUUUAAAACUCUGUUUGGUGCCUUUGGAACAUUAACAGACUGCAUACUGAAGUUCACAAAGGAUGGAAAAUUUCGAAAAUUUGGAUUUGUUGGCUUCAAAACAGAAGAGGAAGCACAAGCUGCUUUAAAACACUUCAAUAAGAGCUACAUAGACACUUCUAGAAUUGCUGUGGAGUUUUGUAAAUCAUUUGGGGAUCCAGGUUUGUCCAGACCAUGGAGCAAACACUCGCAGAAAAAUCUAACUGGGCAACUUCCAGAAAAAGCAAAAGAACAGAAAAGUCAAACGGAACAAAAGAAGGAUAAGAAAAAGAAACCUAUCAUUGAAAAUCUGGAACAUCUGAAGGAAGAUGACGAGUUUGAGGAAUUUCUGGCUGUACACAAGAAACGUUCCAGUGCACCUACCUGGACUAAUGAUACCUUGCCAGCAAAGAAAGAAGAUGCUCAGAGGACGGCUGAUUAUCUGAACUUUGAUUCAGAAGAUUCUGAAGAACUAAGUGAGGAGGAGGAGGAAGAUAUCAAAGGAACAAGCAAACAAAAACAAACAAAGGAAAAUGUGGCAUUGAAAAAAGAAGUAUCUGACAUGGAUUACUUAAGAUCAAAAAUAGUUAAGGCUGAAGGCAAGUCUGAAAGUGAUGAUGAAUCUGAAGCCGAUGAAGAAAAUGAAGUAAAGCCAUCCACUGAAGGAAAUACACUAUUACAUACAGAUAGUGAUUGUGAAAGUAGAGAAAAAAAGCAGGAUAGCAAACUGGAGAGAUCAACAUCAGCACGGAGGAAGAAAAAGGAACUCGAGCAACAAAAGCACCAAAAUGAACCUACCACACUGUAUACUUUGAAACUGCGAGGGGCCCCCUUCAGUGUGAAAGAGAAACAUGUAAGAGAAUUCUUUGUUCCGACAAAACCUGUGGCUAUCCGAAUUAUCAAAAAUGCAAAUGGGAACACAACAGGUUAUAUAUUUGUUGAUUUUCAGUCAGAGGAUGAUCUUGAAAAGGCAUUGAAAAGAAAUAAAGAUUACAUGGGUGGAAGAUAUAUUGAACUUUUUAGGGAGAAUAAUGUUCAAAAAGCUAAAUCAGGUGGAAAAGAUGAUGAGCAAAAAUGGCUAAAGAGGGAAAAGAAAGAAGAUGAGGAGGAAGAGGAUCUCUCUGACUCGGGAAGAUUGUUUGUUCGAAACCUACCAUAUACCUGUACAGAAGAAGACUUGGAGAAAGUAUUUUCUGAAUAUGGACCGUUAUCGGAGAUUCAUUUUCCUAUAGACAGUCUGACCAAGAAACCAAAAGGCUUUGCCUUUAUCACUUUCAUGAUGCCUGAACAUGCUGUGAAGGCCUUUGCUGAACUUGAUGGUGAAGUGUUUCAGGGCAGGAUGAUGCACAUUUUACCAUCUACAGUAAAAAAAGAAAAGGCUGAAGAUAGUGAUACAAUAGGUUCUUCUACAUACAAGAGAAAUAAAGCAGCUAAAGACAAGGGCAGCAGUAACAGCUCGCACAACUGGAACACUUUAUUUAUGGGAACUAAUGCUGUUGCUGAUGCAAUAGCAGCAAAAUAUAAUGCUACAAAAAGUCAAGUACUCGAUCACGAAGGACAAGGCAGUGUUGCAGUCCGUAUGGCCCUGGGUGAAACGCAGAUUGUACAAGAGACCAGGCAGUUCUUGGUAGAUAAUGGAGUUAGCUUGGACUCUUUCAGUCAGGGUACUGGGAAGAGAAGUAAAACAGUUAUCCUUGUAAAGAAUAUUCCUGCAGGAACGCAAGUGGAUGAAUUAGAGAAAGUAUUUAAGAAAUAUGGAGACCUUGGGCGGGUUUUGCUUCCAGCAGCUGGUGUAACUGCCAUUGUGGAAUUCCUAGAACCUACAGAGGCCAAACAUGCAUUUACAAAACUUGCAUAUUCCAAGUUCCAGCAUGUUCCACUUUACCUGGAGUGGGCCCCAAUGGAUGUGUUCUGUAGCCCAAUCCUAGAAAUGAAGAACCCUGAAAAGAAACUGAGUGAUACAGCUCAAGGCGCCAAAGCAAAGGAUGAAAAUGAAGCCGAUGAUUUGAGUGAGGAUGAGGAAGAACGUAUUCCAGGAUGCACUUUAUUUGUGAAAAAUGUAAAUUUUUUAACAACUGAAGAAACCCUGAUGAAGGCGUUUGGCAAGUGUGGAUCAUUGAAAAGUUGCAGUAUUUCGAAGAAGAAAGACAAGACAGGUUCUCUUUUAUCAAUGGGAUAUGGUUUUGUGGAAUAUGCAAAACCAGAGUGUGCGAACAAAGCACUAAAACUGCUUCAGCAUUGUAUGGUGGAUGAUCAUCGGUUAGAGUUGAAGAUAUCAGACAGAGCUACAAUAUCUCUGAAUCCAGCUAGAAAAAUCCAAAAAGCAAAGAAACAAAAGGUCUCCAAAAUUCUGAUUCGAAAUAUCCCUUUCCAGGCAAAAGUGAAGGAAAUCCACGAGCUUUUCAGUACUUUUGGCGAAAUAAAGACUGUACGACUGCCUAAGAAAAUGGGUGGAACUGGUGCACACAGAGGCUUUGGAUUUGUAGACUUUCUCACUAAACAAGAUGCAAAGAAAGCCUUCAAUGCCCUUUGCCACAGCACUCACUUGUAUGGUCGACGAUUAGUACUAGAAUGGGCAGACUCUGAAGACACAGUGGAAACAUUGCGCAGAAAGACGGCUGAACAUUACUAUGAUUCUCCAAAAAAGAAGCGGUCAGAGAUCCUGGACGAAAUUAUGGAUGAAAUAGAAAAAAAAGACUAGAUCGCCGUUUAUCUAUUUGAAUGUAUAUCAUGAAUUGGUUAUAUUUGCUAUGCAAGAGAGACAGCCAUCAAAAACCUCAAGAACUGUAUCAUCAUGAACCAAUGAGAAAAAAACGAGGCCUUGGUCCCAUCAGCAAAUUGGAAGAAGUCAAAUGACCAUCUGUUUUGAUUUUGAAAUGUUCCUUGGCUGCAUUGUGAGAAACUCUUAAGUGCAAACAGUACAACCUGCAAAACUCUGAUAGAUAUCAGUGACUGUUUGCAGUCUAGUCAUAAAUCAUGAUGCAUGAAUGGCACACUCUACAACCUAUUGAGCAACAUUUGUGAAAAGUAGCGGCAGUGUAAUCGAUUUUUGAACUCCCAUCUCAAACUCAUGAUGAAAAACCGUUGUGCCAACUGGUUAUGUAUUCAUGGAAUACUAAAUAAACUUUAUGAGGUAAUUUGAAGUCUGACACAUAGUGACUGGAAGAUGAAAACUAAUAGCAGAAGAAAUCUUCCAUGCGCACGAAUAUUGUGCAGUUGUAUUGAUCUUGCUAUUGGAGAGAGAGAAUACGGUAACUUCUCUACAUCAGUCAUAAGUCUGAGAAUGUGGGUAGUCAGUGCUUUAUUGUUGGUUUUCAAGAUGAAUAGCAAAGAAUUUCACUGAAUUUCUAUCUUUGUAUGUUUUAAGUACAGUAAGUGGGAAACUUCCUAAUGAGUCAUUGCUAUUGUUAUGCUUAAGCUUGUAAAAUACUGUACCAUGUAUUUAUGAAACCUUCAUAUCUGAUACCAUUUUCUUAAAAAUAGGCUCUGCUUUUCCACAAAACUCAGUAAAGAUUCACAAUUUGCCAUA
Messenger RNA from Carcharodon carcharias (great white shark), 3854 nucleotides. It is a transcript of the gene rbm19, whose product is annotated as RNA binding motif protein 19. The record is from RefSeq and is a predicted model, not a curated record. NCBI's taxonomy places the organism in Eukaryota, Metazoa, Chordata, Chondrichthyes, Lamniformes, Lamnidae. The coding region runs from base 90 to 3026 and encodes 978 amino acids. The transcript has 26 exons. Gene Ontology annotation, molecular function: RNA binding.